AGGCUGCGCGGAGCAGAGCUGGCUGGAGGCGAGAGGAGGGCAGCAUGGAAGCCCACGCUUGGUAUCGAUACGAUAUUCCAGAAAUGCUGAACGAACUAUGCUUAGGCUGUGGACAUUAGCGUUCAUGCCAACUUGUAAUUCUUGGGUUUGCUGGGCGCAGUACAACCCCAACACGCAGGCUGGGCGGACAUCUAUUGUACAUCUCUUUGAAUGGCGCUGGGCCGAUAUUGCUCUUGAGUGUGAACGCUACUUAGCUCCUAAUGGAUUUGGAGGGGUUCAGAUCUCACCUCCAAAUGAAAAUGUUAUCGUUGCUGACCCCUGGCAGCCGUGGUGGGAAAGAUACCAGCCAGUCAGCUACAAGCUCUGCACACGAUCUGGAAAUGAAACUGAAUUUAGAGACAUGGUGACCAGAUGCAACAGUGUUGGAGUACAUAUUUAUGUGGAUGCAGUAAUCAACCAUAUGUGCGGAGGUAGUGCGGGUGCUGGCAACCAUUCUACUUGUGGAAGCUAUUUCAAUGCAAAGACUGAAGACUUUCCAGCUGUGCCAUAUUCUGCCUGGGACUUUAAUGAUGGUAAAUGUAAAUCUGAAAGUGGAGACAUUGAGAAUUACCAUGAUGCAUCUCAGGUCCGAAACUGCCGCUUGGUUAGUCUUCUUGAUCUGGCCCUGGAGAAGGACUAUGUGCGCAACAAAAUUGCGGAGUACCUGAACUACCUCAUUGAUAUUGGUGUAGCAGGGUUCCGGAUUGAUGCUGCCAAGCAUAUGUGGCCAGAGGAUGUGAAGGCAAUUUUAGACAAGCUGAAAGAUCUGAAUACUAAGUGGUUUUCUGCAGGAGCUAAACCUUUCAUUUAUCAGGAGGUAAUUGACUUGGGCGGCGAGCCGAUCACAGUUCCUUUUAGUUCCUUCACUGCAGAAAAACACUUACACGACCAAGGAACCGCUCAGUCGAAUCUCCACAUAUUAGAAAUUGGAUAA
Messenger RNA from Oxyura jamaicensis (ruddy duck), 973 nucleotides. Its product is annotated as pancreatic alpha-amylase-like. The record is from RefSeq and is a predicted model, not a curated record. Gene Ontology annotation, molecular function: cation binding; alpha-amylase activity. Lineage: Eukaryota; Metazoa; Chordata; Aves; Anseriformes; Anatidae. The transcript is spliced from 7 exons. Gene Ontology annotation, biological process: carbohydrate metabolic process. Bases 98 to 973 code for a protein of 291 amino acids.